Molecule: messenger RNA, 2426 nt
Organism: Anolis sagrei ordinatus
Lineage: Eukaryota; Metazoa; Chordata; Lepidosauria; Squamata; Anolidae
Gene: CXH8orf33
Product: chromosome X C8orf33 homolog
Source: RefSeq, a predicted model, not a curated record
AGAGCGGAACGGAAGUGCGCGGGCCGAAGGGGGAAGGGGUUCGGCGACGGUCUGGUCCCUCUCUGCUUAGUCUCGUGGAGGAAUCUCAGCCGAAUCUGAGUGAAGGAUGGUGUAAGGACUUACUAGACAGAAGUCUGUCGUAGUCUUCACUUUCCUAAUGGAAGAGGCUCCCAAGCCCACUUUCCAGGAUGAAUUGGAAUGGUGCAUCGCUCAGCUGGAGACGGGGCUACUGCAUCUCAACCCUACUCCAAAACAAGCAGAGGAGACACAGCGUGUUCUUAAGGUGCUGCGGUCACAGAAGGCUCCUGUUGUGAAAAAGCGGAAGGUGAUGCAUCAUGUUUUGGGGGAUUAUCGGCUCAAGAUGGAAGAGGAGAUGAAAAGCGCAGCAAAAACAGCCAUGAAACCUGAGAUAUUACUAAUACAACCAGGAGACAAUUUGGGAAGUGUGUUAUAUAGGAAGCAACCCAGCCAGCCCUCUGCAGUAUCAACAUCGUGGUUUACAACAUCAGAUAAUAGUUUUCAGUUUGGCUUUGAUCCUUCUGAAAAUAACUCUGAAGAAAUCAGCGGAACUACACCAGAAGUAUGUGGUGGGGAAAGCAUCCACGAGCAGCCUGUGGAUCACAAUCCCUCCGGCACAUUAGGUUUUUCCACUGGAAGACUCGGUUCUGAAUUUGCUUUCAACUUUGCAAUCCCACCUCAGUCUGUUGCUGCUGAUCCAGACUCAGGGGCUGACACUACAGAGGUAAAAAACCCAACUGCAGAAUCAGUGAUAAUGAUGCAGAAAUCAACCUUUCCUGAACCUGCUAGACCUGACAGAGUAGAUGCAACGGAUAAGGAAGCUAGAAGAGAUGGAAAAUGUCUUGCGCAAGAAGUUCCUGCAUUGGAGGCAUCUCAAGCAGCGCCAGGAGAGACUAAAGCAGAAUUGACAGUGCCAGCUGCUGGGAUGCCCAAGAGAAAAAAGAAAAAGAAACAGGUGCCCUUUGCAGUAGCACAUAGUGACAAAAGUAAUUAUGGUGGCAAAUCCCACGGGAAAGGCAUGUCUGAGCAUCCUGACAAGUCUCAGGCUGAUGAGCAGAUGAAAAGGGAAGUGGAUUGGUGUGUAGAACAACUGGAGCUUGGCUUGAAGACGCAAAAAUCAACUCCCAAGCAGAUGGAUGAGGCCUUCCGAGCAAUGAAGGUCCUACGCAGCGAGAAGGCAGUGCUGGCCAAGAAACGCCAGCUGAUGAAAACUAUGUUCGGGGAUUACAGAGCAAAAAUGGCAGAGGAAAGACAGAAGCAGUUGAAGCUCAUGCAAGCAGCAUCAAAAGCCGCUCAUAUUGCAGAAGUGACUGAAGGUGCCCACAAGAACCAAAGUCAAGUUUUCUGGAAAUCUGCAGAAAGGCUGAGAAGAGAAAAGAACCCCAGAGAAUCAUUGCUUCAUCCUCCAGCCUCCUCUGCUUUUGGUGGCAAUGCUGACACAUCCUCUUUCAGGUUUACGUCUUCACAAGGAGAAUUCUGCUUUAAUUUUUUCUAAGAAAUCAUUGGGACACUUUUAGAUGGAUCUCGUGCGAGUUCUGAAAAGCAAUACCAAAUGCCUUUUUAAAGAAGGAAAACAAACCAAAGACUUUGUUGCCGUGCAGCCUUCAGAAUACAACAGUUGUAAAUAAGGCAAAAACCUCAAUAAAAUGACUUAGGCCCCAUUUGAACUGGAUUAUGUGGUCGGUGUAGACUCAUGCAAUGAAGAUCGAACUGGAUUACAUGAGUCUACACUCCCUUAUAAUCGUGUUCAGUCUGCAUUAUAAAAGCAGUGUAGAUGGGGCCCCAGAAGGACAGAGUGGGAAUAUUAUAGGGCUCACUGUUCUCAUAAUGUAAUGUGUGCUGCUUUUUGCAGCAGAGUUAGGUGCAGUCUUAUAAAAAAUCAACAGGCAAAUUAUUAAAGUGGCAGAGAUCAUUUAGAGUUUGCAGAAAGGAAAACAAGAAGCAGCAAAAGAAUAAUAUACUUUAAAAGAGAUUCGAAGUAUAAAAUGAUGUGGCACGUGCGCAGUUAGAAUAGUUUUGUGUAUUAAUCAUAGACUCCUGCUUUAUAUAGGUAGAACAGGUAUGUAGGCAGCAGUAACUUGGUCUCUUACUCUGCUUUGGAAACAACUUGACAAAUUGGCACAUCUGCCUAUCUAAGAUUGUGAGAAUAGGGUAGGAAGGACAAGGACAUCAGUGCCGGCUGCUUUAAGCUCUGGAUAUGACUGUUAUUUAAAUAAUAGCAGCACAUUCUUUUUUUAAUUCAAGCGCCACCAGCUUGCGAUUACUGGUGUACAACAAGCUGAUGAUGGCACUUUGCUUCACGUGCAAAAUAUUCAGUUUAACAAAAUCCUGAGUCUGUACAGGUGUUUAGAACAGCUGAUGCCAAACUGUUGCCUAAUAAAAACUCCACAAUGUGUGGAAGUAGUGUU